AUGGCAGUCGGUGAAACAGAUCACCAAGCUAUCUUCCUAGGUGUCGCAUGGAGUGUGUAUGGGCUGGCGCUGCUGCUUUCUUGCGCUCGUGUUUACGGUCGUUUUGUAAUGACUCGACAGCCUGUCGCAGACGACUAUCUCAUGCUGGUGACCAUGUUUACCAGUACCGCUCAGAUGAUUGCGUCCACACUUCUCGCAUCGUUCAUGGUUGGACGUCACUCCUGGAAUAUUACCUUGGAGGACCGUCGAAAAGCCUCGGAAUCCUACUAUGCCGCCAUCGCAAGCUUCAUCCUGACCAUCGCGCUCACGAAAAUUGCCAUCCUUCUACAGUUGGCCAAGAUUUUUCGACCCUUCACUAAAAGAGCUUUGUAUUGGGUCUGUUGGGGUCUCAUCGGGUUCGUCAUCAUUUGGACGGUGGGUAGUGUACUGGGAGAUUUAUUGGUCUGCCGGCUACCAGAUGCUAAGAUCUGGGGAAAACGGAAUUUUGUGAACAAAUGUUCGCUGAGAAGUUGGACAGUCCAAGGCGCAAUCAGCGUAACUCUGGAUUGCAUCAUAAUGAUCCUGCCUACACGCGUCAUAUGGAAGUUACAUAUUCCGUUCAAGCAAAAGUCUUUAGCCAUCGCGUUACUCGGCGUAGGCAGUAUCGGUUGCUUCUUCUCAAUCGUCCGUACGACAUCCCUUCAUCUGAUCAAACCAACAAACGACGCCGCCUACGAACUCUUUCGUAUCCCCCUUUGGUUCACGCUGGAGGCUCUCAUCGCUGUCUGCUGUGGGGCUUUGAUGGGUUCAAAGCAAUUGAUUCUACAGUGGUUCCCAUCCCUGAGCCCAAAGCCGCAUGAGGUACUUCCGCCAAUGCAACUGGAUGCGACGCCAGAUAAUCGCAAAAACAGCCGAAACUACAUCAGCCUAGAUGCCGAGGACAUCAACAAGCUCCGCCUUGAGAGCCUCAUGUAUCGUCUCGCAGUCAUCGGCUCUCCAUGGGCUCAGUUACCGAAGGAUACCCCAAGUGCUUUGGAACAGGGACUCAAUACAAAAACUGCGAUAGAACAACAGGAACGACCCAACCGCCGUCCAUCGUACACACCAUCACGACCAAAGCCUGUCCGUCAGAGUAGAGGCCGGUCAAGGCAAGAUUCGAUUAACAGCACCAUGGAAUGA
Molecule: messenger RNA, 1158 nt
Organism: Plenodomus lingam JN3
Lineage: Eukaryota; Fungi; Ascomycota; Dothideomycetes; Pleosporales; Leptosphaeriaceae
Source: RefSeq, a predicted model, not a curated record